UCUGAGCUAUCGAGAAAGACUGUGCACGGAUGUAAACAUUUUAAAUUUAAAUUAGUAGUAGGUAGAAAAAAUAUUAUUUUCAAAAAAAACCGCUAAAAAACAGUUAAGUUGUAUUUUUACGGCCUGGUGAUAUGACGUAAUUAUGAUAUAAACAAUAUCUUAAAUAAGUAUAGUGUUAAUUAUUGUGCUUUUAUAAAUUAAACGAAAUAAAAAAAUUAAAAAACGAUUACGGGCACAUAAGGUGAGCUCGAUAAAAGCAGUUUGACGCAACGGGAAAAUCCAUGGCUUGAAAGAGCCAAUCAAGUAGAACGAGAUUGACAUCCACAAAGCCGACGAACAAUAUAUUGUUUUUUAGACUUCAAGGGUUUCUAUUGAGUCAGAAUGAUUGGAGCAAUGCCAGCAGUGGCUGUGCGCCAUGAACGUAGGAGACAAGAGAAAAGGUUAAAACGACCGAGCCAGCUAUAUCUCGGCGGGCAAUGGCUGCCACCUCUUCAAGGUUCUCCACCAACUCCUAGUCCACAUGGGCAAAAUAGCCAUCUUGACCCUCUUCCUGAACUUUAUCUCUGUGGCAAGAUAUCGGGAUUACACGCAGUGGUAAUUUGCUUGCUGUUGGGCGCAAUAGUAUUGGUAGUUGGUCUAGUUCAACUAGCACCCGGAGCAACGACCACAGACCACAGACUUGUACUACUGAUAGCCGGUGCAGCCAUACUCCUAUUCGGAAUAAUUCUUGCUGGCGUAAGGUGUUAUGUUUUACACUGCAUGCCAUUGCCAGCGGAUUCACCGGUAGCAACACCAUUACCACCCCCAAGUGCAACAGAUCAAUCAUCUGUUGCCAAAGGUACUCUCGAUUUACUUGUAGGACACGAAAAUCCACCGGAAACGGAACAAAUGAUUCACCAUCAUCAUCAUCCUCAUCAUCAGCAACAACGUCAUCAUGCUAACAAUAAAGAAAAACGUACUUCCCAAAGUUCAGAACCUGAAAAAGCCUAAGUUACGUCAUUAAUUUAUCUAAUUUAAAUAAUUAUUUAUUACUAAUUAUUAUUGUUGUUGUUGUUGUUAUUAUUUACUUGUUUUUUUUUAUAUAAAAUAAUUCCUAAAAACUGCGAUGACGGGUAAAAUAUUAACAUAAAAAUUGUACUACAACUUUAUAAAUAUACCGCCAAAGCUUGUACUUGAGCUCUUAUGAUAUUCAAAUUCUACAAUUUAAAACUAAUGAAAUUAUUUCGAGUGUUCAAAAUAUAUAAAAAAUAGAAACGAAAAUAAUAACGAAUAACAAGAUAUUUAAAGGGAAGGAAAUGAUGAAAAAAAAAUAUAUAGCAGACUGGAUAAGUUUAAAUAAUAUAAAACGACAUCGCGUCGUUUCUUUUAACUUUUAUAACUUUCUAUACACCUAUAAUUAUAAAUAUAUAUGAAUAUAAAUAUAUAAACAUUAAAUAUGUUAUAUAUAUAUUUAUGUAUUCUCUGCAGAGUGUGGUAUUAUUUAAUUUGCACGUAUAUUGUGUAUAUUUGUGUGUAUUCUAAAUAUAUAAAUAUAUAUAUAUAAAUAUACAUAUAUUGAUGAGAGUUCAAAUAUAAUAAUAUUAAACUAUAUAAAUAAAUCAUAGUCGUGAUAAAAAAUUAUGUGCGCGUAAUUCAGAAAAAUAAAAUUAAAUUUUAAACAAAUCCUAAAUCAAACUUUUUUUUAUACUCAUUUUUUUUGUUAUUCGACUCGAUGUUCGAUUAACGAGACAGUAAUCGACAAUUUUUUAACACUUUUACGAUGUAUAAAGAUAAAAUAAACUAAUGCAAUUGAAAUAAAAUAAAUUUUUAAAUAUUUGUUUUCAAUAAACAUAUUUUUUGAAUUUGUUUAUUUCAGUUAAACACGUCUGUUAAACACAAGUUUAUUUAUAUAUUUUUAUUGCUAUCAAGUCCUUCUAUUUAAGGAGGUCCACUUGUACGUGAAUCAAUUGUCGUGACAUAAAAAAAUAAGAGCACUAAAAAUUACUUUUUUGAAAAAUAUUUAUUUAUUCAUUAUAUUUUCUAUUAGAAAAUAAAUCAUUUUUUAAAAGAAAGUAAUUUUGCUUCCGGGAAAAAAUACCCAUAUAUGUUUAUAUUAGUUUAUAUAUUUAGAUAUUGUGUAAAAAAAAAAAUUGGACCAAAAAGAUUCCAAAAAUGUUCGACAGAUUUGAACUUCAAGUUGAUCUUUUUUCUUAGUUGAACUUUUAGGACAAACGUAAAAAAAAUAGUGAUUUAGAACCUCAUGUAAACGAAUGAAAAGUCAGAUGAGAACGUUUUUGAAACAUGAUUUUUAAAACGUAUUUUUAUUACGUAUUUCUUUCAUUCGGAAAAAGUUCAAAAGUCUCUAAUUUGAAAUCCUUGUAGUAAAAAAUAAAAAAAGUGAAUAUAUGUUCUCAAAAUUAUGCUAUAAAGACGGUCUUAUUUGACACAAAAUUCACCCACAUAAAGUUCUAAACCAACUAUAUUUUUUUCUAUUAAAAUUGUAAAAGUUUGAAAAAAGUUCAAUUUGAAAUUCCAAUCGUCUCAAAUUUAAAAGUUCUAAGGUAAGAGACCUAGUACCCGAUCACUCAUGUAUUUGAAUAUCUAUAUUUAUUAAAUUUUACUAAAUAUAGAUAUACAAGCAUGGAGUGAUCGGGUACUAGUUACCUGAUCAGGUCUUUUACCUAACAGGUCAAACUUUUUUGGAAUUACUUUGGAACGAAUUUUGUUUUACAUGGACUGAUCAGAUAAACGGAGAAAAUGUAGUUGUUUUAACAGCAGCUGUAGUUGAGGUUACUACAAGUUAGAGUAAAGAAAUGCCAACUCCAACUUGGAAUAACCUCAAUCACGCGUGUAGUAACACCAACUACAGUCGUCAAUGAUUACUACAAUAUUGUGGUUGGAAGAACCAUAUUUUUUUCCGUGUAUGGUUAUAUGUGAUCACACAUAAUCAGAUUUAUGCACAUAUGAUCAUGUAUCAUAUAGUGGUCCCAACGAAAGCUUGGGAUUUUUUUCUCACCAGUCUCUUCCCCCACCAUCAUUAUAUUAGAAUAAGCGCAUGCGUCAUUCAAUGUGCGCAUGUGCCAAACCAACAUUUAAAGGGUGGGGGAAGAAACCGUGGUGGGAAAAAAUCCCAAGCUUUCAUCGAGAUGACUAUACAUGAUAACAAGCAUGAUCUUAUAUGAUAUUAGUCAGCUGUACUGUUCAAUUUAUCGAAUUAAUUUUAUGUUUCAUAAAUAUUUAUAUUCAUUUUUUCUAACCUCUAAUCGCUAAUUCUUCAUUUUAUCCAAAAGAUCGCGGUAUCUUGAUUUUGAAUAAUCAUAAAAUUUAUAUUUAAAAAACACACAGAACGUUAAUUGAAAUUUUGUAAUCUCAUAAUAACUACCCAUAAAUUUUUUCUUUUAUUCAAUCUACUACUUUUCUUCCAAAUGUACCUGAAGAUCGGAACGUUAGUCGCGCAACGAAAAUGAAAAAAAUUUAUGUAAUUUUACUGCUUAGAGAUGACUUGAGGGGUAAUUGGGGGUGGCUGUAAUUUUCGGCUGAUAUAUUAGCACCUAUACAAAAAAUUUCAAAAAUAAGUCCAGUAGAUUUUUGACUUUUUAUUUUCGUUCGGCGAAAAACGUUCCGAUCUUCAGGUACAUUCUACCAACACGCACAGCGGGCUUCCUUAAAUUCAAUAGCCAGUUAAAUAAUAAAAUAAAAUUAACAUAAAUAAAAUAUAUAACGAUGAAAUUAAAGUAGUACAUCGAUUAUAAAACAUAAAUAUAAAUUUAAUCUACAUUAUUAGUAUUAUAUUUAAAUAUAUGUAUAUUUUAAUCAUUAAAUUUACGUAUUUAACAAAAAUAUUUUUAAAAAAUCUUCCAUAUAUUUCUUCACCUUUGAAAUACGUUCGACUACUAUUUGGGUCCACUUUAACUUAUAUAAUGAUAAAAAUAAAAUAUUAAAAAAAAAAAAAUGUUAUAUCGAUGUUAGAAUUUAUCGCAGUGAAAAUUUAUCAAUUAAAUUUCAUUUUAAUUCGUAAGAAUAAGAAAAAAUAAAUUAUGGAACCACCGUUUGCUAUAUUUAUUGAUAAAAAAAUGCAUCAUUUAAAUUAAAUUUAAUAUAAAAUAGAGAUGAUUUAUUCAAUCGAACAAAAAUAAAUCGUACUUACUUAUAUAGAGAUUCUUCUCUAUUGACAGUAAUAUUAAUACGAAAUAACAUCACGUAGUUUCCAUUGACGUAAAUGACGUCAAUAUAUUUGUAUAACAAUAUAUAUAUUGGAUAGAAAAUUUAAUAUACUUAUUAUUAUAAUUAUGAUGACGAUAAUAACAAAAUACGCUACCGCAUAUGCAAAUAGCAAAGGAUAUUAAUUACUAUAAAUUAAAAUGUCAUUAAAACAAAUUGUCAUAAAAAAUAAAUUCAAAUUUAAUUAGUAAAUUUUCACUGUUAAAUUAAUAAUUAUUUUAUUGUAAUAAUUAUAGUGAGGGGAUUGAGAUAAAUCUUAUAAAAAUUAUUGAUCGUAUUAAGCAGUGAUAUAAAAUAUAAAGACAUAAUUAUAUGCAAAAAUAAUUAAUAAAUUACUGUUAAUUAAAUAUAAAUAUAUAAUAAUUAAAAAAAUAGUUAAUUCUCUAUAAUAUGAGCACCAAUUAACUUUAAUAAUUUUGAAAAAAAAUCUAUCAACGCAAGCUGAAUUACAGAUUAUUAUUAAAUAUGUAUAAAUAAAUAAAAAUAUGUAUAUUGUUGAAGCUUGCUACGCCAUUGUGUAAUUAUUAAAAGUUGUUCUGAGAAUCACAACUUAUCUUUUUUUUACAACAUUUUUAACGCUUUAAGCUCAACUGUGGAUAAUAUUUAAAUAAAAAAGACCAAGUAUUAUGAAUGAAAUUAUUAAAAUUCCUAUAUUUAUUUAUUUAUAUAAAUUUAACGUUUGUUAAAAUUUGAUAACAUGGAAAAAUGUCUUAAUUAUUUUUUAAUUCAUAACGUUUGUAAAAUGCAAUACUUCGAUUUUACGAAACUGCGUUAGAGUUUGACGAUUAUUAAAAAAACGUCUCUUAAUUAUUUAUUACUUGAGAUAUUUUUUUUAUAUUGCGCUUUGUGAAUUAAGUAUGACAUAAGAUUCUUCCACUUGAAAAAUGUUUUAAAAUUGAUAACACUAGAUUAUUUAAAAUAGUAGGGGAGAAUGGGGUACGGCGGGAUCUCUAAGAGAAUAAUUAAUUCUUGUAGCUUUCUAGCUCCAAACGCCAUUUUUUUUUACUUUUUGCGAACAAAUUUUUCAUCCUUUUACGAUAAAUUAAAUAAAAAAAUUUUUUUUUUGUAACGUCGGACUACUUUCCCGAUAAAAAUUUGAGUUGAUAAUUAUUUUCUGUCAAUUUCAGUUAGUGUUCAUACUUUUGUUUCAUAUAUAUUUAAGGAAUCUAUUAAAUUUCUAAAUGUUUUUCAUGCCCCUGGUUUGCCUCAAGUAUUUUUUAUCAUUUAAAAAUUCAUAAUAUUUACAAAAUAGACAAAAAAAAAUUUUUUAUUAAAUUUAAAAGUGUCCCGGGUCAAAGUAAUGACUUGAUGUUGAAUUUUUUGACUUAUUGGACUUGCUUUUGACUUAAUUAACUUAAUUUUGGUUUCACUUACUUAUUUUUAACUUCAACAUGACAUCAUUAACUUAAAAAUUCAAGUCAGCCAUCAAAUUAAAGUCUCGUUGACUUGGAGUUGACUUCAAAAUUUAAGUCAACUGUCAAAUCAAAGUCACGUUGACUUCGGUUCGACUUAAAAAUUUAAGUCAACGGUAAAAUCAAAGUCACGUUGACUUGAAUUUGAUUUAAAUGACUUAAAUUUAAGUCAACUCAGUCGAAUCCAAGACGACGUGACUUAGAUUUGAUUCAAAUGAGUUAAAAAUUUAAGUCAACCGUCAAAUUAAAGUCACGUUGACUAGGGGUUGACUUAAAAAUUUAAGUCAGCCGACAAAUUAAAGUCACGUUGACUUGGGCUUGACUCAAAAAUAUUAGUCAGCCGACAAAUUAAAGUCACGUUGACUCGGGGUUGGCUACAAAAUUUAAGUCAACCGUCAAAUUAAACUCACGUUGACGUGAAUUUGAUUUAAAUGACUUAAUUUUAAGUCAACUGAAUCUGAUCCACGACAACGUGACCUUAAUUUUACUUGGUUGGCAUAAAUCAGUACUAAAUAAGACAAUUUAGUCAAAAACAAGUCAAAACCGAAUGUGUUUUCAUAUCUUGAAAUAUGUAAAUCAAGCUAAAAUCAAGUUAUUUUUUUGACCAGGGGUCCCAUCAUGCCGUGGUCUCCUCUAUUUACUCAUAAGUUUCUUAGAUAAAAUAAUUGCAAUUACUUCCAUUACUGCUAUAUCUUCCAGAAUAAAUUGCGUUAAAUUAUAACAUUAUCAGUUAUUUUGCUAUAAAUUUAUUAUUCUUAUAAUCUAGUAUAUGAACUAAUUUAAGUUAUAUCUUCGUCAAAUACCAAUAUUUUUUAUAUUUUAUUUAUUAAAUAAAUUAUAUUUUUAAAAAUCUAUAUUGUGUAACUUACGGCGACGAUUAAAAAAAUAUAUUAUUUAAAAGACUGGGCUGAAAAAGCUGUAAAUUUUAAUGCCAACUCUCGUUGCACAAUAAAAUUACUUAAUUAUUUUUAAAAGUACGUUAUUGAUAUAAACGUACUACUACAAAAUUAACAAUUGUAUUAUUGUACUGUAAUUAUUUAUUAUUAAUUUUGCAUUAACAAAUUUAUAUGUACAAAUUACAAAAUAAUAUUUUAAUAUUUUAUACUCUUUAUUAUUUAUUGUGGAAAAUGUUUUUAUUUAAUAAAUGGAAUUUCAAUUGUAACUCAUGAUAUUUACAUUGCAUUCAUUUACAUAAUUGAAUGCAUACUAAAAAUUAAAUUAAAGAAAAAGGCCCAUUUAUUGACACCAUACGUAUCGUAGACAUCAUUUAUUUAUUUAUUAUAUUUUAUAUUAAUGAAUAAAUGAUUUUUUUGACAGAUCUCAUUAAUUGAUAUUUUUAUCAAUUUCUUAGUCGACUAUGUGAUUAAUUUCCCAAAUUUUUUUAAUAGAUAUAAAACAUAAAUCAUCAGUCAGAUAUACUUAUUAUGAGCAUAUUCCUUAAUUAUAUGGAAUUCUUAGUUUUCGAACUGUUUUCUAAAACAUGAAAUUUUUUUUUUUGUCGCCCAAUUGUUACUAUUAUGGGCUAUAAAUUUAUUUUCUAGACAAGAAAAAAAGUAAACGUGGUAUGUAAAAAAUUGUUUGCAAUCUAGAAGAAAAGCCAAAAUUUUAUUAAUUAAAGAAAAAAAAAUUCUUGAUUUCAAAUAAUUUUCUUGAACGAAGAAAUUUUUGACUUUUUGUCCGAAUUACAAAAAAUAUUCUUGGGCCACAAAAAUAUUUCUUGAGCCAAGUUCUCGAUUUUGUCUGCAUAAGGUUUCUUAUUAAAAAAAAAAAAUUUCAUACAUAAACCAAUUUAGUCAAAACUAUUUUCAGACAAUUUACUUAUCACAAAUAAAUUUAUUUGAUAGAACUAAAUAAAUCGUUUAUUUGAGAAACCCCUUAAGUCAAGUGAACAAAAUUUGUCAGGAAACACAAAAAACAUUUUUCUGGAAAAACUUGACAUUAACAUAAUAAUGAAAUAAUUGAAGACAAUAAUGUUAGCGUCUCUGAAAAAGAUUCAAAUAAGAAAAAUUCAAUUUUGUAAUUGAAACUACUUGAAAAAAUUAUUUGAAAUCCAUUUCCAAAAAAGCGCGAAUUUUAAAUAAAAAAAAAAAAAAAUUAUUUCUGUAAAAUUAAAACUGCACAUGUUUAUAUGAGAAACCCGAUAAGUCAAUGACUUAUGGGGUUUCUCAAUUAAAAGAAAUUGCUGUCACCCCGUUAAUUUUUUUUUUAAACGCUGAUUUGAUGCAUAUUUUUAUUGAUUUCUAUAUGGGAACAUCCAAAGAACCUAAAAAUGCAAAAAACCCAAUUUCGAAAAAAACAUGACUUAUGGGGUAUCUCAAAUAAACGAUUCAAAUGUGGUAUUCAAGAAAAAUAUUAAACUUAUUAAUAAAAAUUUAAUUUGCUUUUGAGUUAUGAAAAUUGAAUUGGCAACCCGGGAAAAAAUUAUCAAGAAUGACCACAUGUCGUUUCAUUAAUGCCCAUAAUCUGCACAGAAAUAUGGAAAAAAUCCAUGUAAAAUUUGUAACGUUUUUAUCUUUCAUCUAAAUAUAUACACACAUAUGAUUAUAUAUUCUGACAAAUAUUCCAAAUACAUACCAUGUUAUUAAUGUCCAAAUUUUUGAAAAGUUGACUAAUUAUUUAUUUUUUUUUGCGUGCAUAUAUGUACUUAUAUCUUAUAUUUAUUUACUGCAUGUACAUAUAUGUCGUCACAGACUAUGAUCAUAAAAAAUUUGGGAAAUGUAUGUAAGAAUAUAAUACGAACUUAGAUGAUCAUAAAUGGUCAAUAAUUGGGUCUGUUACCUUUAAAAAUUAUUUUGAAAUUGAGAUUCAAAAUUAUUGUCAUAUGCUUGUAAUUAAAUUGUAUGGAAAGUGUGUUAAUUAAAAAGUGGUAACAGAAAUGCAAAUAAAAUUAGUAUAUGCAUUCAACUUUGAUAAAUAAGUGUUUAGUAAAUACUAAAAUAAUUACGAUGAAAUAAUAAGUUGAAAAUAAAAAAUUGAAAGUUAUUAUAAAAGUGAUGAACUGAAGCCUUUCCAUUAAUUUAUUUUAAAAAAUCAUAAAUAUUUAAACGUAACUGUUUAAUAAUAACAAUCGUCAUUUUAAAAUAUUGUUGCUGAUAAAUAAUAAAUUAGCAUUUUAGAUAAUAAUUGUAGAAGAAUGAUAAAUAAAAUAAAAAUAAGAUUAAAUAAAAAAUAUAAAUAAUUAAAUAAUGCGAUCUUUUUAACAUCUGAAAGUCUAAUUUUUUAUAUGUGUAAAAUUUUAAAAACUGUUCUGCAAUUUUUUCUAUGAAAUUAUAAAUUUCGUCGUAAAAUCAGCGGUUAUUAAAAUAAUAAUAAUGAUAAUGAUAAAUUAAAUUAAACUAAAUUAAAUGAUAAUAAAAGCAUAAAUUUUAAAUAUCAGCAAGACAUUUUUAUUAAUAAAAAAAAUUGUAUUUAUAAUUUUUUAUAGCGAACCAAAAACAAAGACAUGCAUUUAAAAUCUAAAUUUUAAUAGUAGUUUAUCUAACUAGUGCGAUCGUGUUUAAGACGCGAGGUGUGAAGACACACGAGUCUUAGACUCGAUUGCAUUAGAUAAAUACAUUAGUUUUUGUGACAGAUAUUUGAACCCUGAUUGAACAACUGGAUUCGACCGAAUUAAAAAUUUGAAUUCUGUUAUAUUCUGUCGAAUUCUGCAAAACAGAAUUCAACUGAAUUGAAAAUUUGAAUUUGAAUUAAACAGAAUAAAACCGAUUUAAAAAUUUCAAAUUCGUUUUAAUUCGGAUUCAGAACCAGAAAUUGGAGAAUUAUUUUCGAAUUAAUCAGAAUUAAACCGAAUAUAAUUAUUUAAAUUCGUUUUAAUUUGGACAAAUUAUGGAUUUCCUGCCGAAUUAGACAGAAUUCAUACUUAAGUUAGCUACCGAAUUAACAGAAUUUAUCUGAAUUAAAUAGAAUUAAAAUUUUAAUUCUGUCAUAUUCUGUCAAAUUCUGCAAAACAGAAUUCAACUGAAUUGAAAAUUUGAAUUUGAAUUAAACAGAAUAAAACCGAUAUAAAAAUUUCAAAUUCUUUUUAAUUCAGUUCAAUUCGGAUUCAGAACUAGAAAUUGGAGAAUUAUUUUCGAAUUAAUCAGAAUUAAACCGAAUAAAAUUAUUUAAAUUCGUUUUAAUUUGGACAAAUUCUGGUUUUCCUGCCGAAUUAGACAGAAUAAAUUUUUAAGUUAAGUACCGAAUUAACAGAAUUUAUCUGAAUUAAAUAGAAUUAAAAAUUUAAUUCUGUUUAAUUCGAUCGAAUUCAGUUGUUUAAUCAGGGAAAUGUACUACAUUUAGUGCCUAUAAAUGGCAGGUUAUAACCCGCAUUUAUUUAUUUGGUAAGAUUGUUUUGAGUAUUUGUUGAAAAUAAGAGAGAAGCCGGUAAGUGUAUUAAUUAAUAUGAUGAUAAAUUUUGUCACAAGGUGGCUCGUUAAGUUACUUCGAUAUUUUUUGGCCGUUUGCAAUCGCACAUGUAACCAAAAAAUAUUUUUUGAUCCGUUGAUGACGUCACUAUUAGAACGAUUAGGUAUCUUUUUUACCAGCUGUAUCUUAUCUAAUAUUUUUUUUAACUGCCGGCUAUAGGCGCUAAAUAUCGUACAUUUCAAGUGUGUCACAAAAAAUAUAUUAUUAUGUUAUUUAUUUAUCAUACAUUAUGCUGAAAAAAAACCAUUCACAUACGCACAGCUAUUUAUUAAAUUUAAACACGAUAAAUUUUUUCAUUAUCUUUAAUUAAAGGUGUGCGAAUAGUUUUUAAAUCGAAUCUAAUCAAUAUUAUCAUUCGAUUAAUAAUUCGAAUCGAAUAAUUUGAAAAAUUCAAAUUAUUCAUCAGUUUUAAAAAUAUUCGUGAGUUUUCAAAUUCACGGUAUCUGUAAAUUUUUAAAUUCGAACGUUCAGUUUAAAUUUAAAUUUUUUUAUUCACACAAAAUAAAUCCAAAAAAAAAAUUGUCAAAUAAUUUGGAUUUGUCGUCUAAUUUGAAACUCAAAUAAUUCAAAUUUUUCAAAUCAUUUGAUUCGACACGAAUAUUUCGUAAGUUCGACUUAUUCUCACAUUUCUAUUCUUUCGUGCCCUUAUGAAAAUAUAUAUACAGAAGAAAAAUAAAUAUAACAUGUGCAUAGGUUUGUAUCUAUAAAUAUGUUAAAUAAAUAAAUUAAGUACAUAUAUAUAUUUAUCAUCUGAAAUUACAUAAAUUCAACAUCUAUGUUGACAUUUAUAUAUCAUAUAUGUAAAAUAUAUAUUUAUGUGCGAAAACUUGUCACAUAUAUAUUGCAUAGAUUUUUUGCUUAUAUAUAUUUCCAUAAGGGAAUAUAUUUAUAGUGUCAUAAAUAUUAACAAUGUGAUGUUUUUAUUGCUAAUAAAUGAUGUAAAAUAAAUAAAUUG
Molecule: messenger RNA, 10971 nt
Organism: Microplitis mediator
Lineage: Eukaryota; Metazoa; Arthropoda; Insecta; Hymenoptera; Braconidae
Exons: 4
Coding region: 382-990 (202 amino acids)
Source: RefSeq, a predicted model, not a curated record